AUGCGCUCCUCUCAAGUAAUUGCUGUGGUUCUCACCCUGCUGCCGGCAUUCAGCGCCGCUGUGCCCCAGGCUCGGUCAAGCACGACCUUGAAGACCUCAGCCAAAGCAUCUUCAACUAAUACCGCUGCUGCUGCUGGCGCCGGUAACGCCACUUCGAGUGCCACCUCUGCUGCUGGCGCAUCGGCAAGCUCUUCUUCCUCCUCGGCAAGAGGCGCUUCUGCUUCUUCUACAUCAAGUGCGGUCCCUGCUGUGGACAGCAGUGGCGUCACUAUGGGCAUGCAGAUGGUCAGCGAUACCCAAAUCGCCAACGCUGUUUUGUCUUGGAUGAAUGACACCGGAAAGGUCACCAACUUCCUUGACAGUGCAACUUCGUUCACCGGUGACGAGUUCACUCGUCAGGCCACCAUCGCCCUCAACGCAGAAAAGGAUGAGCUCAAUCACAAGAAUAUCCUCGAUGCUGCUAUGGGUACGCAGCCCGACGUCCAGGCUGCCAACAACGUAUUAGCAAUGCAGGGAACAUUCCAGAUGGUCGUCGACACUCUGCAAAAGAUGGUGGACCAAGGCCCUGACACUGCCCAGGCCGAUGUUGAUGCUAUUAACCAGAACCGUUGCGUCAACGUACUUCCCAACAUCGACAAAUACUUCGCCGCUGCCGGAUCCUCCACUAUCAGCGCGAGCCGACCAACUGGUUGCCUUGAAAUUACCAGCGCACCAACUGGCACUGCCGCAGCUGGUGCUGGUAAUGCUGCCGCUCCGGCUUCCACCACCAGUUCCGCUGCCGCUUCUGCCAGUUCUACAAGCGCUGGUGGUGCUUCCGCUGGAUCAUCUGCUACAUCUGCUGCAUCGUCCACGUCAAGCAGCGCCGCUAGCUCAACUUCGAAGGCCGGCGCAGCUGCUGCUGCCAAGACUACGUCCAAGGCUGCGAAUUAA
This is a messenger RNA of Truncatella angustata, 930 nucleotides long. RefSeq lists its product as uncharacterized. The transcript has 2 exons. The coding region runs from base 1 to 930 and encodes 309 amino acids. The record is from RefSeq and is a predicted model, not a curated record. NCBI's taxonomy places the organism in Eukaryota, Fungi, Ascomycota, Sordariomycetes, Amphisphaeriales, Sporocadaceae.